AUGUCAAACUUUGUUGCUCCAGAAGUCAAAAAAUUUGUGGCUUGGGACUAUGUUGUUUUUGCAGCACUAUUUUUAGUAUGUGCUAGCAUUGGAGUCUUUUUUGCAGUUAAAGAGAGGAAAAAGAAAACUUCAAAGGAAUUUUUGGUGGGUGGCAGGCAGAUGACAUGUGGACCGAUAGCUUUCUCCCUCACAACAAGUUUCAUGUCAGCAGUCACUGUUCUGGGGACACCCUCCGAAAUUUAUCGCUAUGGAGCAUCCUUUGUGCUGUUUUUCCUUUCAUAUACGCUUGUCAUCCUUUUUACUGCCGAACUUUUUCUACCCGUGUUCUACAGAUCUGGCAUUACAAGCACUUAUGAGUAUUUGGAGUUAAGAUUUAACAAGAUUGUCCGUCUUGCUGCAACACUGAUCUAUGUCGUGCAGACGGUCCUUUACACAGGAAUAGUGGUUUAUGCUCCAUCACUGGCACUCAACCAAGUCACUGGUUUUGAUCUCUGGGGCUCUGUAGUUGCAACAGGAGUUGUCUGCACUUUCUAUUGCACUCUGGGAGGAUUAAAAGCCGUUGUCUGGACAGAUGCACUUCAAAUGAUUGUCAUGGUCAUUGGCUUCUUGGCGGUUUUGAUUCAAGGAACUAUUGUGAAUGGUGGAACGACGAAGGUCUGGGAAACUGCCUAUGAAGGAUCACGACUAAACGUAUUUGAUUUUGAUGUUGACCCUUUGAGACGACAUACCUUCUGGACAAUUGUUAUUGGGGGAACAUUUACAUGGCUGGGAAUCUAUGGAGUUAACCAGUCCACAAUACAGAGAUGCAUUUCUUGCAAAUCGGAAAGGCAUGCUAAGCUGGCACUUUACCUGAAUUUAUUGGGACUUUGGAUAGUUCUGAUGUGUGCAAUGUUUUGUGGUUUGGUGAUGUACUCUCACUACAGGAGCUGUGACCCUUGGACUGCUGAUUUCAUUUCAGCACCUGAUCAGCUUAUGCCGUAUUUUGUUAUGGACAUUUUUUCUUCGAUGCCAGGAGUCCCAGGACUGUUUGUCGCCUGUGCAUUCAGCGGAACACUAAGCACAGUAGCUGCUAGCAUCAAUGCUUUAGCAACUGUUACCUUUGAAGACCUGGUCAAGAAAGGUUUCCCAAACCUCUCUGAGAAGAUGAGCACAUGGAUCAGCAAAGGCUUAUGUAUAUUUUAUGGUGUGCUCUGCACUUCGAUGGCUGCAGCAGCAUCGCUGCUGGGAGGAGUUGUGCAGGCUUCUCUCUCCAUCCACGGGAUGUGUGGGGGGCCCAUGCUGGGGAUAUUUACCCUGGGAAUUGUGUUUCCUUGGGCUAACUGGAAGGGUGCUAUUGGAGGCCUCGUAACAGGGAUCACCUUAGCUUUCUGGGUGGGCAUCGGCUCUUUCAUUUACCCUGCACCACCAGCAAAGUCCAUUCCUCUGCCACUGUUGACUCUCAACUGCACGCUGGCUAACAGCACCGACAUGCUGACGACGGCAUCUCCCACGGCAGCCCCAGACAGGCCUCUGCUGGCAGACACCUGGUACUCCCUGUCCUACCUGUACUUCAGUGCCAUUGGCUGCCUAGGCUGUGCCAUCACAGGGCUGGUGAUAAGCUUUAUAACAG
Apaloderma vittatum (bar-tailed trogon) is the source of this 1609-nucleotide messenger RNA. RefSeq names its product solute carrier family 5 (sodium/monocarboxylate cotransporter), member 12 (gene SLC5A12). The annotation marks the transcript as partial. Lineage: Eukaryota; Metazoa; Chordata; Aves; Trogoniformes; Trogonidae. Gene Ontology annotation, molecular function: lactate transmembrane transporter activity; symporter activity. Gene Ontology annotation, cellular component: membrane. The transcript has 13 exons. Gene Ontology annotation, biological process: transmembrane transport; sodium ion transport. The record is from RefSeq and is a predicted model, not a curated record.